Messenger RNA from Thecamonas trahens ATCC 50062, 444 nucleotides. Its product is annotated as GTP binding nuclear protein RAN. Gene Ontology annotation, biological process: ribosomal subunit export from nucleus; protein import into nucleus. Bases 1 to 444 code for a protein of 147 amino acids. The record is from RefSeq and is a predicted model, not a curated record. Gene Ontology annotation, molecular function: GTP binding; GTPase activity. Gene Ontology annotation, cellular component: nucleus; cytoplasm. NCBI's taxonomy places the organism in Eukaryota, Apusomonadida, Apusomonadidae. The transcript has a single exon.
AUGACCCAGGGCGGUGAUGCUGUGAGGGUGGAAGCACUCGAGGCAACCGUGUAUCCAAUCCACGUGCGGACGACGGCUGGGAGUGUGGUGUUCAACACUUGGGUGACCGAUGGGCCUCAGAUGGAUGAAAGGAUGCUGGCCAAUGUCGAGGCUGCUAUCCUCGUCUUUGCUGUCGACGCGCGAGACUCGUACAAGAACUUGCCUCAUUGGCAUCGGCAUGCCUACAACAGCGCUGGUAACAGUAUGCGGCUGCCAAUGGUGGUGUGCGGCAACAAGGUCGACGUCGUUGAACGGGUCGUUAAGCCCAAGCACAUCACUUUCCAUCGCAAAAAGAACUUGCAGUACUGCGAUGUGUCUGCAACCGGAGGCUACAACGUCGAACGGCCCCUUCUGUAUCUGAUCCGCACGCUCUCAGGCCAGCCAGACCUUGACCUUGCAGAGUAG